GAGACUGUUCCUAAGUGUUAAUUUACAAUAAAUAUGGCAGACACUGAAGUCCCAGAAAAUGAUCCGAACGAGAUGGCACAGGAAGAAAUAACAAUACCGGCGACGCAUACCGGGUUUCCCCCGUAUCCGCCAUAUGCUACGGAACCAGCUCCACCAUCCGUCGCAGAUACAAUAAUUGCUGGACGCGAUCUUCGAGUUCAGUAUAAGUCGACUCCGAAACAGUCCGUUCGACCUCCACCUACACCAGCAAAACCUAAGGGUCCAAAAGCAACGGAUGUAAAAAUGACGAAGCGAAUUGCGCGAGCGCAUACCCGUUGCUUACGGCGACAUGGAGCUAUAUUAACGGACCGCUUAGAGCACAUGUCGAAACCUCCGCGCCGUAGCAUUAUUUAUCUUUGGCGAGAACGUGCUCAUAGUCUUCCAGCCGAAACUAUUGCACGACUCAGAGCAAUGCUAGACGCAGACGAGCCGUUUAAGCCCGAUCAGGCGUAUGAAUAUUUCGUUAACGUUAAAAAGACGAAGAAAAAAGUAAAUCGGAUUAGCGGUGUGAAUCUUAUAAAGAAGAACGUUUUUACUAUGUGCGGCGAUAAAAGGUUUGAAUGGGCGCGUAACGCUACGGUAGCAUUUGCUCGAGGGAUCCAACUAAGGCUCUCCAGACCUGGCACUUAUGUUCUAGCUGAUGGAAUGUUGCGGUUAUCAAAUAUUAUCUUAGAUGACAUCUGUGGGUAUAUGAAUAUAAAGACUCCAUCCAGACGCUGCAGUCAUCCUAAAGCAAAAUUUAUGAUGGAAAUGGCAGAUAAGGUAGCAGUGUGGAUAGAUGAGAUUCUUGCGGAGAGUGAAGAUCGCAUGCUGAUGAUGGAUGUUGAUGAAGAUUUCGAAGUGGCGCAAACCUUUGCUGAUGGUGCUAUAUCCGACAUGGACGACGGUACAGGCGUAAAGCGUUCGACAUCUAAUACACCUGGAGCUACCACUAGCAAUACAAGUGGAGCUACGGCUACAUCUACACCUAGAACAUCAAAAACCAAUGUCCCUAAAGAAUAAAUGUACUGAAAGCCGAUGAAACAAAAGUUACAGGUUUCACAGACGACUUUCUAAACAUGAUGGGCGAUGAUGCAAACGAAAUAAAAGAAGAAAAAAAUAUUAACACUUUAGAAACAGUCCUUCAUGACGAUUAUGAAACAAGGCCAGAAUCUACUGCGCCGA
This is a messenger RNA of Vanessa atalanta (red admiral), 1203 nucleotides long. RefSeq lists its product as uncharacterized. The coding region runs from base 34 to 1041 and encodes 335 amino acids. NCBI's taxonomy places the organism in Eukaryota, Metazoa, Arthropoda, Insecta, Lepidoptera, Nymphalidae. The transcript is spliced from 10 exons. The record is from RefSeq and is a predicted model, not a curated record.